GGGUGGAUGUUGAGACAUAUUUAGUUGUUAUUUAACCUUCUUCAGUUUAUCAUCUUCUUCAUUUUAAUUGGUUUUUUUUUCAAAAUUCUCUCGAAAGCAAAAUUAUGGUGGAAAUCUACAAUCUUCCUUCAUAUUAUCAUGUAUCCACUACAUGUAUUACUAGACUUGUUCUAGCCAAACUGAUUCUGUUUUACUCCUUUUUUACUGAACCUUGGUUUAUGCUGACCGGUGUGUUAUCAUCUUUCAUCAGGAGUAUACCUGGAUUGGUUGAGAUAUCUCCACCCCCUCUUCUUACCCCCCUUCUCUCAGCUGAGAUAAUGGCGGAUACUCUGGUUAUGAUGGGGCUCUGUUGGAAGUCCAGGAUGUGUAUGAUCCCUUGGCUGUUUCUGAAUAUGCUUGGAAUACUUGCAACCUCACUGGCAGUGGUCAACAAAGUGUCAGUUUCAGAUGAAUUCUUGAAAAGAAUGGAUGGUGACUUAGAGAGUAUAGCUGCAGAAUUACAUCUAAUGGUUUGUGUACUAUGCCUUGUACUAUUGCUAUGUACCCUGAGCUAUCAGUACAGUUGUGUACUAGAUAUAUAUUUCCAUAUUCAUCGGAGCUCUAACUUCUGCAUUAGGGAGAAGGAAGGAAGCGUGCAAGGAAAGGUAGAGAACGGGAAUGUAUAUUCACCUGUGUUGACCGGAAAUGUUUUCUCUGACACUGGAUUUUAUUCUACUGCAACAGAGACUGCCUCCUUCUACGACGGAGGAAGUGGCUUGAUUGCUUCUCCGACCUGUUCUCCACCUCUACCCUGCACCUCUGCUCCGUCCUGCUCUCAAACCAGCAGUUUUAUUACGAUCAAUCCAACUGCUCAGCGUCCUGUCAGUUCUCACCAGACCAGCUUUCAUUAUGAGACCCCAAGCAUCUGCACCGAGGAGAACAGGAAGAGCUGCAGCUUUAUAGAACAAAACACAAAAAGCAGCAGUUUGUUAGAGCAGCAAACCCAGAGCAGCUGCAUUGAUGGAGGGAGCAGCAGGAACUCAUUGAACACAUUCAAGUUUUCAUUUGAUGAUGAAAAUUUUACAUAAAUCAAAUCAUCUUGAUCUCUCUCCUUGACCUUCCUUAUUUCUCCCCUAAAUAUUCUUGAUAACUUUUACCUUCCUGAUAUCCUCUAUUUCUUCCCAAUAUAAACCCUUUAACCUUCCAGUUAUUCGUUCUUUGAUAUCCUCUAUUUCUUCCCAAUAUAAACCCUUUAACCUUCCAGUUAUCGGUUCUUUUAUAUCCAUUUUAACUUCCCAAUAUAACCCUUUAACUUCCCAAUAUCCACUUCAUCUUCCCAAUAUCCACUUUAACUCCUUAGAACUACUUAAUCUUCCUAAUAUCUAUUAUACUCUCCUAAAAUCCCCUUUAACUUCCAAACAUACACUUUAACCUCCAAAUAUUCAGUUCAGCGUCAUAAUCUUUUCGUCCCCUUUCCUAAAACCCCCUUAAUCCACGUGAUAUCCACUUUAACUUCCUAAUAUCCACUUUAACUUUCUUAUAUCCACUUUAACUUCCUAAUAUCCACUUUAACUUCCUUUCCUAAUAUCUACUUUAACUUCCUACUAUCCUCUUUCACUUCCUAUUAUCCACUUUAACCUCCAAAUAUCCAGUUCAACGUCAUAAUAUUCUCGUCCCCUUUCCUGAAACCCCCUUAAUCUACCUGAUAUCUACUUUAACUUCCUAAUAUCCUCUUUAACUUCAUAAUUUCCUCUUUAACUUCCUAAUAUCCACUUUAACUUCCUAAUAUCCACUUCAACUUCCUAAUAUCUACUUUAACUUCCUAAUAUAAACUUUAACUUCCUAAUAUCUAAUUAAACUUCCUAAUAUCCUCUUUAACUUCCCACUUUCCACUUUAACUUCCUAAUAUCCACUUUAACUUCCUAAUAUCUACUUUAACUUCCUAAUAUCAACUUUAACCUCCUAAUAUCUACUUAAACUUCCUAAUAUGCUCUUUAACUUCCCACUAUCCACUUUAACUUCGUAAUAUCUACUUGAGCUUCCUAAUAUCCAAUUUAACUUCUUAAUAUCUACUUAAGCUUCCUACUUUUCUCUUUAACUUCCUUAUAUCCACUUUAACUUCCUAACAUCCUCUUCAUAUUCCUGUUAUAAUUCUUAACUUCCUGAUAUACCCUUUAACCUUCUGAUACUCACUUCAACUUAUUAAAAUCUAGUCCAAAUUCAUAAUAUCCAAUCUGACUUCUGAAUAUCUACUUGAAUAUCCAAUUUAGCUUUCUGAUAUUCCCAUUUACUUCCAAGUAUCUACCUAAAUGUUUUUACCUACUGUUCUCUCCUACCUGAUAUUUCCCUUGCAUUUCUUUCCCUCCCAACUUCCCAUUUCUCUUUAAUUAAUUGCCAAUCUUAUUUUGCCAUGCAAUACUCAUAAACGAUAUAGUUUCUACCUUUAUCAGUUUUGCUAUCAGUUUUUUAUAAUUUUCUUUACUGUUUAUACUUCUUUAUAGUUUAUACAGUGGAACAAGAAAACUGUGGAAUGGAAAGACGAGAAUCUGUAUUUGAAGUUGUUUUAAAGUAAAAAGUAUUAACAUUGUAGCGUAAAAAUCAACUUGUUAUAAGAAAAAUAGAUUCAACACUCACAA
Eurytemora carolleeae is the source of this 2615-nucleotide messenger RNA. RefSeq lists its product as uncharacterized. The coding region runs from base 105 to 1067 and encodes 320 amino acids. The record is from RefSeq and is a predicted model, not a curated record. The transcript is spliced from 10 exons. NCBI's taxonomy places the organism in Eukaryota, Metazoa, Arthropoda, Copepoda, Calanoida, Temoridae.